CCCACUGCAGCAAGUCACUGCUGAGUGGCCUUCAAAAUUCAUCACCGCCGUCGCUCGUUGUACCUCUUUUCCCAAACCGCCGCCCUCCACCUUCCAUAAUCUCUCUCCCAUGGAAAAAUCCGACGAUGAAACUCAAAACGCUAACGACGACCGCGACGAGCAAACUCCCUCCAAUGUCAACGGCACUGUCGACGACGAGCCCGAACCCGACGAAAUCGAUGACGAAAUGGACGAAGAAGAAGACGAAGACGAGGAGGAGGAGCCACCUCUGCCACGAAAUCCCCUCUCCCAGGAGGCGCGGUUGCGCGCGGAGAAGUCCAAGCUAGAGAACCUGGUCCGUCGGAUGUCGACCGAGCGAGUCGAUCUGAGGGUCCACGACGUUCUGAUCAAGGGCAAUACGAAGACGAAGGAGCAUUUGAUCGAGGCCGAGCUGGCGGAGAUUAAGAAGGCCACCACCAUGCAAGAGCUGCUCGAGGCCGCGGCAAUUGCAAAUGCGAAGCUUCAGAAGCUUGAAAUAUUCGACGCGGUUCGGAUCACGCUCGAUUCUGGCCCGCCGGAGCUGCCUGGAACUACGAAUGUUAUUGUGGAGGUCGUCGAAACUAAGAGUCCAAUUUCUGGCGAAAUCGGUGCUUACACGAAGCCGGCGGCUAGGUCAUGGACUGCUGAAGGAACACUUAAGUUCAAAAAUCUGCUUGGAUAUGGGGAUUUGUGGGAUGGUUCUUUGGCGUAUGGGCCCAACCAAACCUCGGAGUUAAGUGCUGGCCUGUUUAUGCCCAGGUUCAAAGGGUUUGUAACUCCAGUGACGGCACGAGCAUUCCUGCUUUCCCAAGAUUGGAUGGAGUUCUCUUCUUAUAAAGAGCGCAUGAUGGGGCUUUCUCUUGGACUGAUUUCAUCAAAACACCAUGAUUUGGCAUACAACCUGGGUUGGCGAACGCUAGCAGACCCAUCACAAUUGGCCUCGAGGUCAAUAAGAAGGCAGCUCGGCCAUGGAUUACUUUCUUCAAUCAAAUACACAUUUAAGAUUGAUAGGAGAAAUUCACCUUUGAGGCCAACUCGAGGUUACUCAUUUGUUUCUACGAGUCAUAUUGGUGGCAUUGCACCUGAUCAUCGAAGCACAAGGUUUUUGCGUCAGGAGUUUGAUAUUCGUUAUGGAGUUCCAUUAGGAUUUUAUCAUGCUGCACUUAAUUUUGGGAUCUCCGCUGGAGUUAUUUUUCCAUGGGGGUGUGGAUUCUUGAACAAGCCCUCAUCCCUUCCAGAACGGUUCUUCCUGGGUGGUGAUUUCUCUCCAGUUUGCUCUGUGGGGGGCCCUACGAUAGUGUGGGGAUUCAAGACAAGGGGACUAGGCCCCACUGAACCAAGAAGGCAUGUUGGAGAUAAUUCUAAUGAGGAGAAUUCCGAAUUUCCUGGAAGAGAUUCUAUUGGAGGAGAUCUUGCUGUUUCUGCAUUUGCAGACAUUUCAUUCGAUCUUCCACUUCGCUGGUUAAAAGAACAUGGAGUGCACGGUCAUAUUUUCGCAGGUGCGGGGAAUCUGGCAAAAUUGACGGAGAAUGAGUUCCAAAACUUUUCUGCCCCGAAGUUCCUUCAGUCAUUUCGAAGUUCUGUGGGAGCAGGGAUUGUUGUCCCUACCAAAUUCUUCCGCCUAGAGUGCAACUACUACUAUAUACUGAAGCAAUUUGAGCAUGACUGUGGGAAGACUGGCUUUCGCUUCAGCAUCUCAGCUCCGUCAUAGAAUCUGGGAAUUUGUUUUUUACCUGUGAUACUUGAUGUUCGGCUAAACUUGAGGGCGACAUAAAGAGCAAGUCGUUUGAGGUACCUGAGGUAUUUUUUUCCUCCUUUCGGAUUGACAGCCCUGCUCAUUUUCUUAGAAUCUUAGUUCAGACAUCGUUACAAGUACUAUAACUUUUCAUUACCGAAGUCCCUUCAGUCAUUUGGAAGCUCCGUAGGAGCUGCUGGGGUUGUUGUCCCUACGAAAUACGGCCGCCUAGAGGUUAUAAGCAAUAUAAUCUGACUGUAUAGAUAAUAAGCAAUACAUGCAUGUUCUGGUUUGGGGUUUAGGCUUUGUGAAACAAUUUGAGGUUCUUUGGAAGUGCUUAUGAACUAGUGCCCUUAGUUUUUUGAUCGAUAUAUAUGGGUUUUGUUAAUUA
Pyrus x bretschneideri (Chinese white pear) is the source of this 2144-nucleotide messenger RNA. RefSeq names its product sorting and assembly machinery component 50 homolog. Gene Ontology annotation, biological process: protein insertion into mitochondrial outer membrane. The coding region runs from base 110 to 1729 and encodes 539 amino acids. The record is from RefSeq and is a predicted model, not a curated record. NCBI's taxonomy places the organism in Eukaryota, Viridiplantae, Streptophyta, Magnoliopsida, Rosales, Rosaceae. The transcript has 4 exons. Gene Ontology annotation, cellular component: outer membrane; SAM complex.